UUUUAGUAGCUGUUUCCGGCCGGAUCGUUUAGGGGGCGGACGCGGCGACCGUUGUUGCUGGGAGGCAGCUUGUGUCACAAUGACAGGGCCGGUGAUUGUAGUUGUAUGAUGUGCUUGUGCCUGAGCAGUAGGACGACUGCACACUUACAAGAUUUCGAAGUGCUGUGCGCUAGGAGAGCGGCGCCAUGAAGGAAGGAAUCGCGGAUAAGAGCUGGGACUCAGAAGGCAGCAGCACAGCCAGCGAGGUGCUCAUCCGCUCCACCAGUAUCCACAGGACUCCUGGCAACUUGGCAGGGGCACAGGGCAGCGAAAGACUGGGUGCAUGGUCUGCCAGUGACACCGCCUCAGUGGGAGCUUGGCAUCAGGAGGGAACCUUGGAACGUGGCGCAGCAGUGGGAAGAGAGAGCCGGGCAGUGUCAGCUGCUCCUUUUGGGACAAUGCUGGGUGACUGGAGGAGCGAUUCCACCACAGGGUGGGCACCAGAGAAACCGGAGGAGACUGAGUCUCCCAAAAACAAUGUGAGCUGCAAAGCAGGAUCAGUGAUAAGCCCUGGUGGUGCCACAGACAGUUCCAGUGCCCCUCUGGGCGGCAAGGUGCAAAUCUCACUAACACGACUGAGAGAGAUACCCUCUCCUUACCCAGACUUUGCCUUCAGAAAGCAGGACGCCUCUUACAUCCCCCCAGCUUUACCUGCCAACAAGUACCCUGCCGCUAGGUUUACUUUAAGUGACAGCAGAUCAGAUGCUGUAAAUGCUUUGGAAAAGACAAAGAUAUCAGCUUGUAAAAGAGAGCCAUCACCACCAAAGGUAUAUGUGACCAAACAUUUGCAGAAUAUUAUGGAUAUGAGAAAGAAAGAUGAAACCAUACAAAAUGGGAACAAGACAAAAGAUAAAGAUAUUGAGAUUUCUCAGUUCACUACUGGACAGAAAGGAGCACUGCUGGCCGCUUUGAAUAAGAGAGCACAUGGUGGCCCUAUUACUAAGCAGGUGAGGGUACAGCUUCUUGAGGACAGUGCAGCAGUAAGAAGAGAGACUUGCUCCCAGGGCAGCAAGAAAAAGCUUGAUGAGUUGGACAAUGUUGCAACAGUUGCAGCUGCCACUGCUGCUGCUAUAGCUGCUACUGCUCCUCUUCUCAAGGCUCAGAGUGACAUGGAAGCCCAAGUGAACUCUGUUACCCAAGUGCUUAACAAACUGACAGAGGUAGAUCGACAGCUGCAGCAGCUCUCUGAACAACAGAGCAAGAUACAAAGUCAUCCACAAGAAAGACCAUGUCACGAUGACCGAGUGAGAGAGCUGGAAAAACAGCUGGCCCGACUGACAGAACAAAGGCUUCACCAUCUGGAAAAAUUACAACAGCAACAAAUUCAAAUGCAGUCACACUUUAUAAACUCUGCAAUGAAACCUGGUCCAUGUCAACAUCAAUCUGAAGCUCCAAUAUAUGCUCCAUUGCCUUGUACUCUUCCAAAGCAUCCACUGCCCAACCAGCUUAUGAAGUCGACACUCUCUGAGAACUGCAGGCAAGAAGAUACAAAUAUUUCAGGAAAAUCUCCUCUGGAAACUCCAGCACCUCGCAAAUUUGCACCAGUUCCAAUGGCAAAGGAUGUGCUCGUCCCACAGAUAAACCCUCAAGGAAUGGAAAAUAUCGGGAAGCCUACAAAUCCAGUACAAUUAGGAAAUGGAGUUUUUCUUCAGAAGGUCUUAGAGGAAAGCAAGUCUCCAUUGUUUAAAUCGUCCUAUAAAACUGCAGUAAACCCAACAAUGGACUACAAUCAUACCUCUAAUGACAGCACUUCCACCAUCAUCCCAUCGUAUAUGGCUACAAGGGCCAAAUACCUUUCCCAAAGUAAAAAUUCAACAGCUAAUACUGUAGUUCAGAAGGCUGAUGAUGUGCUACAUGAUCUGGGUUUGCUGAAGCAGGAAAUGCAUGGCAUGCUGCGGGAAGCCAAGCAAUGGAGACCACACGAUGAUUUGACGGCUAGGAAGAAGGCCAGUCCAUAUUACUCUUCAAAUGCUCUGAAUAAGUCACAGUCUUCUUUAUUAAGCACCAAAAAGCCACCCAAGUCCUUGUGUGAAGAUGCAGAACGAAUAUUAAGAGAGGUUCAGAAUAAUAAGAAGGUCCUUGAAGCAAACUUGGAGGCAAUUAUUCGAGCAAAGGAUGGAGCAGCCAUGUACUCGCUUAUUGACACACUGACUACAAACAGUAAUGCUGCAGAGAAUAUUCAUAUAAAAAAGUCUGUUGAUAUCUGGAUUACUGAAAUGAACUCUGAAAUACAGGAGGAAAUCUCAAGAAAGGACAAUGUGAAAAAGCAGCCCAAUCACAAAGUGCAAGAAUCUGUAGUGGGAAAAAAAUCUGGUGCAUCCAAGGAUGCUAAAAGUAUCAAAAGUACUGUAAAAACAACAUCAGUGAGGGCAAAGCCUACAAGUGGAAUCUCAAGCAGGUCUUACCAUAGGCAAAACGAGGGAAAUAACAGCAAGAAAGAAGAACACUCUCAUGCUUUGCAGAAGAAAGAUGCCAAGUCAAGGCCCUCUCAGCAGUUGGAUGAGUCUGCCCAGGUGGAUGAAGAUGUUCUGAACCUAGUAUAUGGCAAGCCAAUCUAUCAAGGGCACCGUAGCACUCUCAAGAAGGACCCGUACCUGCGCUUUAACUCCCCCUCUCCUAAAUCUAAACCUCGUAGGCCCAGAGUCCUGGAAACUGUUAAAGGUGUGAAGAUGAAGUCUGCACGAGUACAGACAAACACUAAUAAAUACAAGACCACAAUAACCAAACUUGCACCAAAGGAGUUUGAGCCUCAGUAUGUUUUUAGCCCAGUCAGAGAGGAGUUAGAUAUAUCUGCACCCCUGGAAGGACAUCUCAUCCCUAUGGCUAUCCCCUUGGGAAGAUCACAGUUCGACGGAAUUUCUCCAAUGCCUUCAUCUGUAAUCAUUGCACAGCCACAGACCACUACAGUGAAUGUGUCUAUUCCACCCUCACCCCGAAAGACUCGGGCAAAAUCUGUGAAACCCAAUGUUGCAGUAGUGGAAAUGAGAUCAGAGAAGAAGGACCCACCACAGCUCAGAGUCCAGGUGCUUCCAUGUGUUGAUAUUGACAGCAUAGCAAGUGAGAGCAGCAGUGUAAGCCAACUGUCUCCCAAACGAGAAGCAACUCCUCCCCCUACUCCCACUCCUGCUGCUAUGAAUCCUGACAUACAGCUGCCUUUACGUGCAGAAACCGAAGAGGAGGUCCUUGCAUUUCCAGGCACUUCCUUUGUCCAAGUGUCAGAGAUCACUCAGGAUGAAGAAAGUGAAGCUGAAAUCCCGGAGCCAUUGCUGGAAGUUAACGGUUGUGCAGAGAUGCCUCCAACACAGUAUAAUGGAAUCCCAUUCCCUCCAUCUGCUCCCCCACCUGCACCUCAAGCUAGUGAUAUUUUGGAAGGGAUCAUUAGUAGAAAGGAGACUUUGGAGAACAGAGUGAUCAGCUGGGUGGAACAGGAAAUCAUGGCACGAAUCAUCAGUGAAAUGCAGCCAGUGAGGCAAGAAGCGGUCCCUGAUGUCAGCCAGACAAGUACUGAAGAGAGUGGAUCUGUAGCUUCAGAUAUCGUCGAAGCAGCUGGAGGGCAAGGAUUCCAGUUGUUUGUUGAUGCUGGAGUGCCGGUGGAUUCAGAUUUAAUUCGCCGCUAUGUUGAUGAAGCACUGGCUGAGACUAUUGCUAUAAUGUUGGGGGAGAGAGAAGCUCGAAAUGCACAAAAACGUCCAUUAAUGGAAUCUGAUGUACAGAUCCCUGUAGAAAUUCCUUUAGUUUCCACUCCGGAGUGUACCCCACCUGCAUCUCCUCUCCCUCCUGUGAGGGAACAUUCCACAGUAAAAACCCCAGAACUUUCCCCACAAACUUCUGUGGCUGAACCCAUAUUUGAAGAUCAGGCAGCUCCUGAGAUGCCAACAAGUCCUGUAGCCACUCCUGUUAUUACCCCAGUGGCCUCUCCUCCCAGAGUGGCUACCCCAACACCUCUCAUAUCAGAAGAACCUGAUGACAGCCCUGGUCUACCUGGUCCUUGGGGCACUAUGGAUUUGCCUUUAGAAGAAGAAAACCCUCAUUCUUUGGAGGAAUCUCUAUAUAAAGAUGUAGUUGUGUUGACAGUAGCUAAAGAUGAAGAGCCAGAGAGCCUGAUCUCUGCAGCUUCAUCUGAACCUGAAAAAUCCUCAGUUUCCAUUCCACCUGAACUCAGAUCUCCAUCACCUGCUCCAACUCCAAGCUCUGCCCCCUCAACAGAGGAGAGCACUCUGACUGUCACCGCCACUGACUCAGACACAACCGACAGGCCCAUCUCAGAGGGAGAGGUGGUGUACAGUUAUGAACAAAUAGCUGCAGCACAAGUCGUGGCUGAAAGUGGAGUGAUUGAUCAAAAUCUUACAGAAAGUUUAUCCAGCACUCUAAGAGAUGCGCAUGACAUGGAAUAUGAUCCCCCAAGUGAAGGGCAGGUGAUUUAUGGGCCCAGAAGUGGAGCACAUCGUGAUCCUGUUCUGUCACUCUUAGCCAAAUUCAAUCAAGAUCUGGUUGCACCACUUGACGUUUAUUACCCCCCAGAGUGCUCUGAGGAAGAAAACAGCAUGGGGGAGAUCAGCGAAGGUCAAAGGCCCCGUUUCACCAAUGCAGCAGAGCAAGUCCUGGUAGGACACUCUGCCUUUAUGGGUAGACCUGCUAAUGUGGGUGAAAUAGCUGGGCAUGAGCACAGGCAUCUUUCAUCUCCAGGACAGUACGAUAAAAUACCAGAACUAAACCCCAUGGACUCUGAUAAUGUGACGCGGGGCCCAAUGAGCAUUGGAGACCUGGAGGUGCAGCAGGUGGCUGCUAAUUAUCCCAAUCCUGGUACCAGUGCAGAAAUGCCAACAGUAGCCAGCAGCAGCUCUCAGGUUCCAGCAGUACCUCUAAAGGAGCAUCAGCCGACUCAUACACGCUUGAUACAAGUUGGGGUUAAGAGGAGUGAUGAUCCACCUACAGGUGUUCAGGAGGAUUUAGAUCGUACACUAGUUGAACCAAGUAUCUACCUCACUUCUGUACUCUCAGAAAGGGCUCCUGACCCCCCAAAGAAGAUGUCUGUGAUUCUCCCGUCAAUUAAGGAAGUGGAUCAUGAUGAGGACAGAAGCACCAUUUUUCUGGAUUCAGAGUCAUCGGCUUCUUCGGAUACUUUAUGAAAAGCGUCACUGACUAGUUAUGCAAAAACAUAUUCCAUUCUGCAUUCAAUUUCAUUUCUGUAUUUUUAAUUUCUCCUUGAUUAUUUAUUGAGAUUUGUAUUGUUCCUUUUUCUUUAUUUACAAGAGGACACAUACAUGUAUUAACAAUAUAUUAUCAAUUGACUGAAGGAUGUUGCAUCGCCUUAUGGUAUCCAGCCAUGUUGAAAGUUGUAAUUAAAACAGUUGAAGUGCUGAGUGUUGCCUAUCCCACGUCUAAAUGCCUUAAAUAUUAUAUAUAUCACUGUUUUUUUAACUUUUAGCUGCCUUUGUAAGGUUGUUUUGUAAAUCGUUUUCAUCUUGUAAAUAAUAUGAGAUUUUGUAUUGUCUAUUUUAGAAUACAAUUUUAUUUCUUAUUCACGUUGUUUAUAUUGUAUAAUAAAUUGAUUUUUACAACUA
Molecule: messenger RNA, 5603 nt
Organism: Xenopus laevis (African clawed frog)
Lineage: Eukaryota; Metazoa; Chordata; Amphibia; Anura; Pipidae
Product: KIAA0586 L homeolog
Exons: 32
Coding region: 186-5168 (1660 amino acids)
Biological process (GO): smoothened signaling pathway
Cellular component (GO): centriole; ciliary basal body
Source: RefSeq, a predicted model, not a curated record